AUGGCGAUCCAAAAGAAGCACGGAAAAGGUCGUUUGGAUAAAUGGUAUCGUCUGGCCAAAGAGAAGGGGUACCGUGCUCGUGCUGCGUUCAAGUUGAUUCAACUGAACAAGAAGUAUGGGUUUUUGGAAAAGAGCAAGGUCUUGAUCGAUCUUUGCGCUGCUCCCGGUUCGUGGUGUCAAGUUGCGGCGGAGUGCAUGCCCGCUCAGAGUAUUAUUAUUGGUGUCGAUCUCGCUCCAAUUAAACCUAUCCCCCGAGCCAUCACUUUCCAAAGUGAUAUUACGACUGAGAAGUGUCGUUCGACAAUUCGCGGACAUUUGAAAGGCUGGAAGGCGGAUACCGUUCUUCACGACGGUGCCCCCAAUGUGGGUACCGCUUGGGUUCAAGAUGCGUUCUCCCAAGCCGAGCUUGUGCUCCAGUCGUUGAAGCUGGCCACCGAGUUUUUGAACGAAGGUGGAAACUUUGUCACCAAGGUUUUCCGAUCCAAGGACUACAAUCCUUUGUUGUGGGUUUUCAAGCAGCUUUUCCAGUCUGUGGAGGCAACCAAGCCUCCCUCGUCCCGAAAUGUGUCUGCCGAAAUCUUUGUUGUCUGCCGCGGCUUCAAGGCGCCCAAACAUAUCGAUCCGAAGUUCCUUGAUCCCAAGCACGUCUUCGCCGAACUGUCAGAUCCGACACCGAAUCAUGAAGCCAAGGUGUUUAAUCCUGAGAAAAAGAAGCGUAAGCGUGAGGGUUAUGAGGAGGGCGACUACACUCAGCACAAAGAGAUUCCAGUCACCGAAUUCAUCAACACCACCGAUCCGAUUGCGAUCCUCGGAGGCUACAACAAAUUGAGCUUCCAACAACCCAUCGGAGGAGACUUGGCUAUGUCUACGCUGGAACGACUUGAGGAAACUACGGAUGAAAUUCGUACCUGCUGUGAGGAUCUUAAGAUCCUCGGCAAAAAGGAGUUCCGAAAUCUGCUGCGAUGGCGCCUCAAGGUCCGUGAGAAAUUCGGUCUCAGUGUCAAGAAGAAGCAACAGGAGGACGGCGAGGGAGAUGAGGUGGCGGAGGUCGCUCCGAUGGACGAGGAACUCGCAAUUCAAGAGCAAUUGGUGCGCAUGCGUGAGAAAGAGUCCGCGCGCAGCAAGAAGGAGCGACGCAAAGAGAACGAGAAGAAGCGAAAAGAAAUCGUUCGCUUGCAAAUGCACAUGACCACCCCGAUGGAUAUCGGCAUGGAACAGAUCGGGCCCGGUGGCGAUGACUCUACAUUUUCAUUAAAGCGCGUGGAUCGGCUCGGUGCCAGAGAUGCUGUGGUCAACGCCCGUGACGUGCCUGCGGACAGCGAGAGUGAGGACGACUCCGAUUCGGAUGACGACAGUGACGAUGACGGUGAUCGUUUAGAACGUGAGCUCGACAGCAUGUACGAGAGAUAUCAAGAGCGUAUGGAGGAUAAGGACUCGAAGCUGCGCGCCAAGAAGGCCCGCAAAGAAUACGAGGCUGACGAAUGGGAUGGGUUCUCUGAAGACAACAAAAGUGAUGCCGAGGACGAGGAGGAAGACGAGGACUCUGAUUCUGAGACUUCUCAAGCUGCUCCUCCCAAGCCUGAAAGCCUCUCUAACCACGCCUCUAUGUUCUUUGAUCAGGAUCUUUUCCAAGAUAUCGAGGAGGAUGAGGAAGAUGAUGAAGAAGAGGAGGAUGAGGAAGAAGAGGAGGAUGAGGAAGAGGAGGAUGAGGAAGAGGAGGAAGAAGAAGAGGCGGAAGAUCUAGAGGACAGUGAAGCUGAAGAGGAUGAAGAGCUUCCACCCUCAUCAGUCAAAUCCAAGUCGAAGAAAGAGUUGAAGAAGGAGUCCAAGAAAGAAAGCAAAAAGAAGCAGGACUCUGAGUGGGCCGAUUCUGACGAGGAAGUCGACGACAACGCCGAUCCACGAAAGGCCAACGGUCAGCUGGACAUCGACAUCAUUACUGCAGAGGCUAUGGCGUUGGCCCAAGCAAUGGCUUCCGGUGAAAAGAAAGCCUCAGAUGUUGUGGACGAUGGUUGGCACCGCUAUUCGUUCCGGGAUGUUGAUGGUCUACCAGAGUGGUUCGUUGACGAUGAAGGCAAACACAGCAAGCUUCAGCGGCCAAUUACGAAGGCUGCAGCCGCUGCCAUCAAGGAGAAGCUGCGCGCGAUUAACGCUCGCCCCAUUAAGAAGGUGAUGGAAGCCAAAGGCCGCAAGAAGUUCAAGGCUGCUCAAAGACUGGAGAAGCUGCGCAAGAAGUCUGCUCUCUUGGCAGAUGAUGAGGCCUUGAGUGAACGUGACAAGGCCCAAGCCAUCUCCAAGCUGAUGGGCAAGGCCACCAAGAAGAAGCCAAAGCAGCAGGUCAAACUUGUUGUUGCCCGGGGCGCCAACCGCGGUAUUUCUGGUCGUCCCAAGGGUGUGAAGGGCAAGUACAAGAUUGUCGAUUCCCGGAUGAAGAAGGAUAUCCGGGCCCAAAAGCGCCUGGCGAAAAAGAAGAAGUCUUGA
Penicillium oxalicum is the source of this 2481-nucleotide messenger RNA. It is a transcript of the gene spb1, whose product is annotated as rRNA methyltransferase spb1. The record is from RefSeq and is a predicted model, not a curated record. Gene Ontology annotation, cellular component: nucleolus; preribosome, large subunit precursor; nucleus. NCBI's taxonomy places the organism in Eukaryota, Fungi, Ascomycota, Eurotiomycetes, Eurotiales, Aspergillaceae. Gene Ontology annotation, molecular function: rRNA (uridine-2'-O-ribose)-methyltransferase activity; rRNA (guanine) methyltransferase activity. The transcript is spliced from 4 exons. Gene Ontology annotation, biological process: maturation of LSU-rRNA from tricistronic rRNA transcript (SSU-rRNA, 5.8S rRNA, LSU-rRNA); rRNA methylation; maturation of 5.8S rRNA from tricistronic rRNA transcript (SSU-rRNA, 5.8S rRNA, LSU-rRNA). The coding region runs from base 1 to 2481 and encodes 826 amino acids.